Molecule: messenger RNA, 5873 nt
Organism: Mizuhopecten yessoensis (Yesso scallop)
Lineage: Eukaryota; Metazoa; Mollusca; Bivalvia; Pectinida; Pectinidae
Product: DNA damage-regulated autophagy modulator protein 1-like
Exons: 12
Coding region: 270-1097 (275 amino acids)
Source: RefSeq, a predicted model, not a curated record
UAUUUCGGGAAACCCCGAGUCCAGUAUAAUAGUGAAAGGCAAAGCACGGGAUUGUCUCUGCACAAGAUACUGCUCGUGGAAAAUAACCGUACGCCGGACAGGAGAAAGGGCAAAGAAAACUGAUUGACAGCUGACACCACUCAAUCUACGGAAAAUCUCGUUCACGUGGGCGUGAUUCGUCUCCGUUUCUGGUGAAAGGAACACUUCUAUGAUUCACGUCAACCGUGGACGUCACAGCCAGUUACUUAAAGGAUAAAUAUACCACCAAAAUGUGCUUGACGCUUUAUCAGUUACUUGGAAAAGUGUUGUGGAUUUUGCCGAUUUUCACGUUUUCGUGGAUAUUUUCAACAGUUUUGCUAACGUAUGGAAUGGCCGUAGCGCAAAACCACACGUACGCAGUAUUUCCUUACAUCAGUAAGACGGGGACACAGGUGCCCGAGAGAGGGAUCUUCACAUUGUUUAUAUCCAUUGGUGCCUUAUCUAUGGCAAUGAACGCAGAGAUGCGGUUUAAGUAUGUAGAACUGAUGUACGAGAGGAUGUCUCUGACACCUCGGGAGAAGACACGACUCUCUACUUUGAACAAGUCAGCUCUGUAUCUCAGCCUGGCGGCUGCCUUCGGACUCCUUAUAGUGGCUAGCUUCCAGGUAGACGCGAUGCCGAUUCCCCAUUACUCUGGAGCGUUCCUCACCUUCCUGCUGGGCGGGGUGUGUUGCUGGCUACACGCAAUCAUAACAUGGAAAAUGUACAAAGAGGAAAGAGACAAGGCGUUUUUUCUGACGUUUAUAUUUCAAAUCAUAGUCAGUCUUUUCGUCUCUGUAUUCUUCGUCAUGUUCAGCGUGUCGCUCGGCCACUAUCGACAUCAACGAGACGCCGGACACGGAACGAAAGAGUUUGACCUACCGGAGGGUGCUCUUCGUCCCAUCUUUUUAACGGCCGCAUUUUCAGAAUGGUUCCUUGCGUUGACUGUGGUAGCGUAUAUUCUGACUUUCGUUCCCGGCUUCAGAACAAUAGAUUACGAUGGUGGUACUGUGAAAUGGAAGGCGCCCGUUAGUAGCAGCGUGAGUACUUGCACGAAAAUGAUGCGGUGCUGUUCGUAAGAUGUCAUUGCUGUAUGGGUUAUGUCCCUUUGUAUAGGGUUGGCACGUGUGGAUGAACUAAGAGUGGUCGCUGAGAGUUUGUGUCUACACGCUUCUGUUGAAGGUAUCAUGGACCACGGGGAUUUACCAUAGUUAUUAGUUACUGAUACCAUCGAUUAUCGACCAUAUUACUGUUCAUAGGUAAAAAAUAACGAAAUAUACAAUGUAUAUCAUAUAAUAUAAUUUUGUAAACAUGUCUAGUUCCUUACCGUACUCCCGUUACCGAUAUUCCCAAUUAAGCCGUGUUGUCUAAGUUCGUAUCAUAUUAUGUACUUGUAUUAUUUGAAGUAUUGUCGAUAUCGAUUUUAUCAUACUUCUUUUUCGAUUAGUUUAAUUCUGUACUGAACCUGAUCUGAGAGAGUCUGCUACCACAUAUAUGAUUGUGUCCAUUCAUGCAAUAACGUUAAAUGUUUGAAAUAUUUUUGUUUUGAUAGACGUAUAUAGAGGUAUACAUUAAAAUAUGGCUAAACCGACCAGCACUGAAACCAAUACUUCACAAUCAACACACAAAGAGUCGGAUUGCUUAAGUUUUACCUAUCGUUUUGAAUGGUGUCUACAUAAAGAGAUACAGAGGGAUGUUAUUGUAUAUUGGAAAGAUUUCCGGCUAGCACAAGUUCGACAUACCAUCUAGAAAUGUAUUCAGUGAGAUAUAACUGAAGUUAAUAGAAAAGAAAACAAUAGGAAUUGAAGAGGUACACAAGCGAAUCAUCUCCCCUUAUAAUUGAUUUUACAAAUCCGGAUAAACAGGUAAGACAGUAUAACUGGUAUACGUUUUGUUUACUAGACAUGGUUGUUUUUUCAGUGAGUAGGUUAUAUUAAUUGUAUUUUUAUUAUUUUAUAUAAACCGUAGAAAAAGUUUAAUACAAAGAUAAAGAUAAAAAUGCCGCCUAACGAUUCAAAAGUAACGAUGACAUCAUAUAUAUAUAUAGCAUUUUUAGCGAUUUGAUAAGAUCAAAUGACAUGGAAAUCGCGAUGGAAAUCGAGGAAGGAGACAUAUUUGAAUGAUGCUUAUUUUUGUUUAUAUUGUUCAUCUUAAUUUCACGUCCAUGCCGUAACUACGUAGACGAAGGGAAGUAACUCUAUGUAUUUAUUUGUUAAAUCACCUAACUUACUAUGACAGGUCGUAUCGACUUCCAUUACAUUGAUACUUAGUUUACAGAUUGUCUCAUUGAAUCAAACUGGAACCAAAGCAUGAUGUUCUGUGGUAAUGAACGCCUCAAAAAAUAAUUAAAAAAAAAUCAUCUUAACUCAUUUGUAUUAUCAAGUAAUGAAACAUGAUAUUUUGAUAAUAUUCGAUGGAUAACCGUUGAAUACCAUCCAUCUUUGUCAUUUCUUGGUUGAAUGCUUUUGUUUUGACGGGUGAGGUGUUCUGUCCCACAAGCGAACUUUGUUGACAGAAUUCAGUAGUCGAUCAUUAUCUUUUCUAUCCUAUUUUUUGUAAAUCUUUAUACAAUGUUGUUUUGAAAAGCUAUCGGUUAAUAGCGUGCCAAGACACGCCUCAUAAUCUCUCGAUAUUUCCGUGGCAGCACUUGUCAACAUCUAUCGCGGCGGCCAUUCUGUCUGUUUGGUGGGAAAUCAUGUUUGUUUUCUGCUGUAGUGUUAAAACUCUAGUAUGUUUAUUAAUGACACAUUUACACAUUUUAAAAUUCAAUAGUUGAUUGGAUUAUAUUGGCUUUGUUUGAUGCAAAUACUUAAAACUAGCUUCAAAUCAAUCUGAGCAGACAUUGACAGUUUCCCGAAGUUGUAUUUGACGUACGAAGAAUCGUUCUGAUAGGCCAAUGAUACGAUUUCGCAAUAUUAUUCACAAAUAAUAAAGCUGAUAUAAUACUAUAAUUCAGUAAUAAUUAAUAAAACCGGAUCCUCAUAUAUCAUACAAAGCUUCAGGGCAGACUUUUGAAAUUAGGUUUUGCCUUGUACUUACAUAAAAAAUGGGAGACGUUUUAAAUAUCUUUUGUAAGCAUAUAGUAGGCAAACAAAUACAAAAAACAUUAUUUUUAGUCGUUAUUUUAAAUUAAAAACCUGAUGUUUGCAAUUAAAAAAUGCCAAUUAUUAUUUACUUUUUCUAUUUUUCUUUUCUUUUGUUACACAUUUUACUCAAUUUAUUCAAGCAAGAAGAAUCCUUUAUUCUAAAAAUGAUUUUAUAAAUACUUGUAUCUGAACAUUCUGUCCACUCUUCCCCGAUAAACCGAAGACGCACCAAAGGAUUCGCAUGACGACAUGUAAACCCACGGCGAGUAUUAGUAUUUACAUUGUACUCGAGAUUUGACGAGUCUGAAUGGUUCAUUACUAUGGUUUCAUGUCUUUGUAACUGACUCCAAACAUUCGGAUUUGUUUAAGACCUACACAUGUAAUCUUUCGCUAGAAAUUAUUGACUUCAUUUUCAUUUUUUUCUUAUUAAAUAUUGAGUCGGACUUAAUUAUAGAUAUAGGCGACAAAACUAUUGCCAGUAAUGUUCGGGAGCCUAUAACCACAUUUGUAUAUCACAAACUGUAAUCAAUAAAUGGUAUUAAUUUCGAUAAAAUUAUGCGCGCACAGUUUGCAUUUCCUGGACAGAGAAGAAUAUAACAAGGAAAACAACACUCCGGGACGGAGGGACGGAUCUCAGCUGUUCUAUCUGUGUUAAAGUGCCUUGACUGCUGUAACCUUACACAGUAAUGAUUUCUAUUUUACAAGGCGAAUUAAAGUUUCAAUAUUACCUGAUAAAUUUAUUCCGUGCUUAUCUAGUAUUGAGUUACAAUAUAUACAUUUAUUUUGCGCGUGCGAUUAAUUUAUAUAGGGCCAAAAACAGUGCGUUUCCUUGUUCACUUUUGAAAAAAUCGGCUAGGUAGAAAGGUAGGUUUAACAUUAUGUUUUGAAAAAUAAAUGUAUAUGGUUUAGAUCGGAGAGUGAUAUUGGCUUAAACAGUGAUUCUUUGAAAAUUGACCUUAACUUUUAGGGUAGCUUUACAAAGUAAGGUUACCAGGAACACAAACUAUUUUUGUUUCGCCUAAGGCAAAGUAGGUCCUCGUUUGUCGGGGGAGAAUUCUUACUUCUAAACUUAUCUAGAACCAAGAAAGUUAAAAUUGUAAUCCCGACGCCCAAGACAUUCAGCUUGUUGAUCGGAUUAGUUGGGACGUUUGAGGGGAUCAGUCUUCAUGUUGCUAAACAACUUGUAUAUAUGUACAGCUGUUUUACACUUCAUAACACAGAAUGCCCAACAAGCUGUGUUCUCAGGUGAAACCAAAGAGCAAUCUGAAGAUAACAUUUAAAUUAAACCUACGAGAUCACAUACAAACUUACGAGAUUACAUACAAACUUACGAGAUUACAUACAAAAUUACGAGAUUACAUACAAACUUACGAGAUUACAUACAAACUUACGAUAUUACAUACAAAUCCUAAUGAAUUGUCGAGUUAAACAUCCGAAUUUUUCGUCUAACAUAUAGAUCAUAUACAAGAUUAUUUUCUCUGUACCAACAUCACAUUAUUGUACUGGUUCAAUCGGCAGAAAUAUAAAUGUAAAAGCAGUUAUGUCAAAUUUUCUUUCUUUUGAGAAACUGCAUAAGGCAUUUAUUUCAUAUUUAUUCGUACAUAUGUAUAAUGAUGGCAAUCAUUACGUCAUAACUCGAUUUGAAUUAUCAUUUACACAUUGAUAUGUAAUGUUCCAUUUUCGAUGUAACGUGAGGGUACCCAAAAUGGAACACUUAUUAAAGAAAAUAUUAAUAUUUCCUUUCAGUUUCUUGAAUAUCAAUGCUUUUACUAUAAUAAAACAGAAGAUGCUUUUAGUUUGUUUUAUUUCCUGGGUAUCACUAAUGCGUGCGUCUAUUUAAAGUACCAAUUUAGGUUAGUCUCAUUCAGUUGGAAAUUUUAGCAAGCCAGAUAUCAAAAAUGGAACACCUCAUCAUAGAAUACAGUUUCUAAAAAAAACAUGAGAGCAUUUAUAAAAGCUUCGUUCAUUUCAAGAAAGUUUUGGCACUUUCUGAUAAAUUUCAGUCUUUUAUUCAUUAAAAUAUUCACUUGAUAUUUGAUGUUGUUUUACCGUACCAUUUCCAGGAUAAAAUUGUCAUUUCACUUUUAGAAUUUUUCCAAUUCAUGAGCAAAGUACCAUCCAUACGUUUUGCAAAAUAAAGAUGCUGCUUCAUAUUUAUGAAAAGUGUUCUAUUUGGGUACUCUAAUGUAAGUACUUAUUCAAGUUGCAUUUAAAUUAUUUUCAUAACAAAAAACCCUUUCAAACAACACAUGAACAUCUGUCAAGUUGUGAUAAGCAUGCUGUUUUACUAUGUGUGUUUACGCAAUGUUGUCCUGAGCGUACACAAUCAUACACGAUGUGUAUCGAAUGUCAAGCAAUAAAGACAGAAUGACCGGUAAAAAGUAAACGGUUGCCGAGGUACGUAAAGUACACGUAUAGACUAUAAUUUGAACUAUUAAUUGUAAUAUCGUGUGUCUGAAGAAUGCGUGUAAAUUGUCUGUAACGUUUGUACAUGUAAAAAUGUCUGAAUGUGUCGAUGGUAUCGUGCUGAAUGCCUAACUAUUAAAAAAAACUACAGCAAAAAUAACACAUGUUCAAUAGCAGGCGUAUUAAUUUACGUCUGAUGUGAAGUAUCUUCGGAACAUCAUUGUAGGAUAUAAUUACUGAUAACACAUUGUUCAUCUUCAGACCCCAAUCAGCGCUGUGGUGUACACAUUCAUAUAAUUAUUUUGGCAUGUAAAGAACGAUGUAUGGUUGACUGACAGACCAAAUAAAAUAUAUAUUCAUAAA